Molecule: messenger RNA, 1798 nt
Organism: Lycium ferocissimum
Lineage: Eukaryota; Viridiplantae; Streptophyta; Magnoliopsida; Solanales; Solanaceae
Product: probable beta-1,3-galactosyltransferase 2
Exons: 11
Coding region: 408-1631 (407 amino acids)
Cellular component (GO): Golgi membrane
Molecular function (GO): hexosyltransferase activity
Source: RefSeq, a predicted model, not a curated record
UCUUGCUAUAAACUGCAUAUCUUCCUCAAAGUUUGUUCCUACGACUCACUUUUGCUGUAAAAAUUAUAGCUUUCUUGGUUUGUGGAUGUCUUUGAUUUGACUCGAUAUUUGCUUUGGAGCUCGACUAAUGAUGACUCCCGCCGUGUAAGGCCUAGCCUAUUAGAGAGAAGUGCUGCCUAAAAGGAUUUUUUUCAUAUGCUUGGGGCAGGAACACGAAACUUCUGAUUGAGAGUGUCUUUGAUUUUGGCUAGUAUUUGCUUUAGAGCCCGACUAAUGGUGAUUCGCGCGGUGCGAAGCCCGGCCCAUAUAAGGAAAGGUUGUUGGUUUUAUUUGUUCAGUUUAUGCAUAUGGGUUUUUUGUUAAAAAGGUUGUUGGUUGAUCCACUGAAGAAUUAAGUCUAUUGAAAAAUGACUUCCAAGAACAGAGGAGUAACAGAAAGGCCUUCAAGAAGUGUAGUUUCUAAAAAAUGGAGUCUUUUUCUUUGUCUUGGGAGUUUUUGUGCUGGAAUGAUCUUCACAAACAGAAUGUGGAUUAUUUCUGAAACAAAAAGUGGAAUUACAAGAACAACUACCGUUGAAGCUGAAAGAUUGAAGUUAGUUUCAGAAGGUUGCAUUACAAAAUUUUUUCAGCAGAAAGAUAUAAAACUGGUAUCUAAAGAUAUUUUUGGGAAAGUUACUAACUCACAUCAUGCUAUUCAGACAAUAGAUAAAACAAUUUCAAAUUUGGAGAUGGAGUUGGCUGCAGCAAAGGCAGCACAAGAGUCGAUUCUUAGUAGGGUUCCAAUAUCAGAAGGAAUCGACAAGGGCGAAUCACGAAGAAAAAGAAAAUAUUUUAUGGUGGUAGGAAUAAAUACCGCGUUUAGUAGCAGAAAAAGAAGGGAUUCAAUUCGCGCUACAUGGAUGCCACAAGGUGAAAAACGAAGGAAGCUGGAAGAAGAGAAAGGAGUAAUCAUUCGCUUCGUCAUUGGUCAUGGUGCCACGUUAGGGGGCAUAUUAGACAGAGCUAUUGAAGCUGAGGACAAAAAGCAUGGUGAUAUCUUGCGCCUGGAUCAUAUUGAGGGUUAUCUUGAAUUGUCCGCCAAGACGAAGACUUAUUUUGCCACAGCUGUUAACUUGUGGGAUGCAGAGUAUUACAUUAAGGUUGAUGAUGAUGUUCAUGUCAAUAUAGCUACACUAGGGGAAACAUUAGCAAGGCAUCGUAAGAAACCACGUAUAUAUAUCGGAUGCAUGAAAUCUGGUCCUGUCCUUUCUCGGAAGGGUGUAAGAUAUCAUGAACCAGAAUAUUGGAAGUUCGGAGACAAGUAUUUUCGUCAUGCUACUGGACAAAUAUAUGCCAUUUCGAAAGAUUUAGCCACUUACAUAUCCGAAAACCAGGAUGUACUACAUAAGUAUACCAAUGAGGAUGUGUCACUGGGAGCUUGGUUUAUUGGACUUGAUGUGCAACAUAUAGAUGAUCGCCGAUUGUGUUGUGGAACCCCACCUGAUUGUGAGUGGAAGGCACAAGCAGGCAACAUCUGUGUUGCAUCGUUCGACUGGACCUGUAGUGGGAUCUGCGGGUCUGUUUACCGUAUAAAGGAGGUCCAUCGCCGGUGUGGUGAGGGAGAGAAUGCACUGUGGAAAGCAGCAUUCUGAGGAGAUUAAUUAAAGGAAAAUAGGUCAAUAACUAUGUCAAAAUGCUACAUUCUUUUACUCGGGAGUACAUAUUAUAUAUACGAUCUAGAGGCGAAUUCAGGAUCUAGAAUCAGCGGAUCCAGAAUAAGUGUGAUCGUGUUAUAAUUAUAUAUAUUUCUCCUUUUGCA